Messenger RNA from Amborella trichopoda, 570 nucleotides. The record is from RefSeq and is a predicted model, not a curated record. NCBI's taxonomy places the organism in Eukaryota, Viridiplantae, Streptophyta, Magnoliopsida, Amborellales, Amborellaceae.
AUGGAUAUGCUGCUGGAGAAGCUCGGUGUCGAGGAGACACCUGGUCAAUAUGAGAUAACUGCCCGAGGUGAUCUAACUGGUGGUGAAGACAAUGACGGGCUGAGCACUACUCAAGUAGAGAAGCCCAGCUUUAGUGAGCAACCUGGGGCAAUUGCUCCUGGGGAUAUGGUUGAGGUCUCAGACAAUGAAGGCCUAAGCACUGCCCGAGGAGAUGAGCCUGGCCUUAGUGAGCAACCUGGGGCAGUUGAUCCUGGUGAUAUGGCCGAGGGCUCAGGAGAUGAAGGCUCGAGCACUGCCCGAGGAGAUGAGCCUGGCCUUAGUGAGCAACUUGGGGCAGCUGCUCUUGGUGAUAUGGCCGAGGGCUCUGACGAUGAAGGCCCGAGUACUGCCAGAGGAGAUGAGCCUGGCAUUAGUGAGCAACCUGGGGCAGCUGCUCCUAGUGACAUGGCCGAGGGCUUAGGCAAUGAAGGCCUGAUCAUUACUCAAGAAAAGAAGCUCAGGGAGCCUGGUGACAUGGGCUUUGAGAUUGCGCCCCCUGAGCCGGCCAUCACUAUGGCCAUCGUUUCUUAA